AUGGGAUCAUGCCAAAUCUAAAGACUAGAAUCCGAAUCUAAUUCCUGUAAAGAGUCUUCUUCAAAGUGCCAAUAUUCCAAAUCCUCCGUUAUUGUGAAUCAAAUUGUCUAACCUACUAAUGCUGAAAAUAAACUUGAAUUAGACCAAAUAAUUGAAGAUGAAGAAAACUUACUUACUGUACAAACUAGAAUCAAAAAGGACAAGAGAUUGUACAAUUUCCAAGAAGAAGAAUCCCUCAAAAAAAUAUCCAACAGAGAUGAAGUUGAAUCACUCAAAAUAGGAGCAAAACAAAAACGACGUCUAUUUAGGACCAGUGUAACACAUAGUCAUUUUGAUGAAAUUAAUUAACAUUCACCACCUCUCAAUCAAUCUUUAUAAGCAGAAAAAGAAGAUGAUGCGAAAUCUGUGAAAAGCAUAUUAAAAAAAAAUAGCAAAUUAAAAGAUAGUCUAAGUGGAUCCCCAGAAACUAGAUCUGUUCGCUUUGCAAGAGGCACCAUCUUUAGAACCAAAAGUCAACGUUCUAUUCGUCAAUCCAAAAAUAAAAAGCCUAAUCGACCUGACACAAGACAAAAUGAAUCUAUCAACUCUUUUGAAAAUAAAAGUCCGAAUUGGAAAAGACACAGGGAACAAGAAAGAGUCUAAAUUACCAAUAUUCCUGUUCUUUUUUCUAUGAAUCAAAAUAUAGGAGUUAAAACUAAACUUUUCUCCUACUAUUGA
Messenger RNA from Paramecium octaurelia, 717 nucleotides. The record is from the annotation of a GenBank genome assembly. Lineage: Eukaryota; Ciliophora; Oligohymenophorea; Peniculida; Parameciidae.